This is a messenger RNA of Diprion similis, 3156 nucleotides long. RefSeq lists its product as uncharacterized. The coding region runs from base 70 to 3012 and encodes 980 amino acids. Gene Ontology annotation, cellular component: nucleus. The transcript has 11 exons. The record is from RefSeq and is a predicted model, not a curated record. Gene Ontology annotation, biological process: positive regulation of protein phosphorylation; cell population proliferation; DNA damage response. NCBI's taxonomy places the organism in Eukaryota, Metazoa, Arthropoda, Insecta, Hymenoptera, Diprionidae.
UAUGAAAUCCAACAAUGUCAUGGUUAACCAGUUAGUGAGUUCGCGUGGAAAGCCUCUUAUACAUAUUCAAUGAAACGAUAUUUUAGCCAAAUCCAUUCUUGCUGUUGUCAUCACUGUUUCAUAAUGUGUACGAUGAGAUCUGAGAACAAAAAUGACAAGCUCAACGAAGUUCUUGGCCUGUUACUUCUGACUGAUUAUUCCAUCGCUUCAACAACAUGCCUCGAUAUAUUACUCUCACACAUCGAAAAGAAUAUUUCGAGCAGAGGUUGCAUCGGCGGUGAUGUUGACAAGUCCAUUUUGCAAAAAUGGGUUUCGAAAGCAAUGCAUGCUUGGGCAGUCGACAAGAAACCUUGCCAGGCUGUGACGAUAUUCACCAUAAAAUUGGUCGGGAUUCUUGGUCGCAAUGAAGUCGACUUUCUCUACUGGUACCACAAAGAUAUACUGAAUAAAUUAUGCGCAAUCUUUGCUCUGAAAGAUUUCCACGUCGAUUUCUCCGUUAAAAUGGCUUACACCAAGAUGCUACUUGAAUUCGUUAACCACACAAGCGGACGGCAAUGGAUCAUCGAGACUGAGGCGUGGAUACAAGUAGCAACAUUUUGCCACUCGAAUCGGAUGCUGUACGUUACAAGAGAGAGUCGAAAAUUCAUAUGUAAAUUAUUGAUGUUCGAAUCUGGAAACACCGUAUUUUGCGGACGAGUCAUUUCUGUGGCUGCCGAACCUUUUAUCAAGAAUAACUUCGGCCCUCAGUCUCAACAAAAUCUUGAAGAAAAUGAGGCAUUUCUUAGUGCAAUAGACGUCCUAACCGUCAUAAUGGAAAACACACUAUUUUUGAGUAUGGACAACGCGAUACCACGGCUCCUGGAUUCGGUGACAAAUCUCAAAUCCAAGAUAAUGGGUUUGUUCGAAACCUGCACAAGCAUAAAAUUCCACUCACACAUUAUGAAGCUGGUAUAUCUACUGCCCUUCAUGAAACUCAAAGAGGGAAUUAAUGAGUCCGAUGGAGUCGUGGACUCUGAAGCAUGGGAGGUUUUUGGAGUGAAUUUACAAUUCAUAGACUCAGUACUACUGGCAAGAAAACACAUUUUGGGCGUGGCAAACGGCGGAAAGUUGCUUUUAACGUACUUCAAAAAAGUGAAUCGAUUGUGUGAUAUAAAAAUGCCAAGUAAUUACCAAAUUGAAAGUCACGCUGUAGUUUCACUGAUGUGCCUGUUGGACGUAUUUGUGCGUGUACCGGAAAUUCCUGAAGACGAAUUCGAAAUCUUUGUGCACAAAUUUUUCAGCAUCACAAGCACUUAUACACAAAGAUUCUGCUACAUGGUACGCGAUACAUUGCUGAGGGAAGAAUUUCCGACAGAAUUAAUGGCCAAAACAUCUAUUCAAAUAAUACUAGACACAUUGGACGUCAUGGACAGGGAGGGCGUGACAAUUAUAUUUCAGUUAAUGUCACACCUGUUGAAGCAAUAUGCAAGCGCUAAAAAUAAAGAAGCAGGUUGUCCACAUAAUUUUACAGCCAGUAAACAUGAAAAUGCGGUUGAAAAUCAUAAGGUGCCGAGAUUGAAGGGGAUUCUUAAUGGCGAUCCGAUCAUUAAGUUCCCAGAGCUUUUGUCUGCUCUUCUUCACGCUCUUGCAACAAUUUUACGUAAAUAUAAAUUUAAGUGGCGAGAGUGCUUGGAAACUAUAAGUAUUCUUUCAUCCGCUCAAGCUAUCCUGAAUCAUCCGAAUGCUGCUCCGAAGGUGUGUAUCCAAGCGCUUUCGCUCUGCAGAAUGGGAAUUGAAAAUUUCAUGGCACCAAAUUUGGUACUGUUAAUGAAAUUGGACAGGCAGUCAGAUGAAAUGGGACUAGUACUGUGCAAACGACUACACGAUGCGGAAUGGCAAGUCAGAAACAGCGUUUUGCAAGUGAUCAAUACAAUUGCGAAAAUAUCUGAAGACAAAUAUCCAGCUUUUCAAGAUUUACUUCUUGCUAAUCAGUUUCCACAGCUGAUCGUUGACAUCGUUACUACCGACGAAAUUGGUUACGUAAGAGCAACAGCGGUAAAAUGCCUCUCGACUUUUGUGCGACUAGACAAGAUAUGGGCUGAAAAAUUGUAUCAUCUUGAUUUAACGAACGUGGCUGUAAAUUUGAUAGCCAAUGAAACGGAGGCGAUAGUAAGAAGAGAAGCUGUUAUACUUGUCAAGGAGUUGUACGUCUAUAGAAAAUGCUUAGAAUCAACAUUAGACAAAAUCACAAACGCCAUGUCCGCAGCCGCCAUUCUAGAUCUUCACUGGGAAGUUAGAGUAAAUGCGCUUGAUUUCUGGUCACAAUUUAUAAAGUCACGCCUUAGUGACCAGGGGAUGCUAGAUGGAACUUUUCCAACUUACACGUUUUCGAAGGAACAUAGAAGAAUAGUUUCACUCGAUGAGGACGAGAUCAAAAAACGGAUCAUUAAAGUUCUUGACGAAUUAGCAAGCCGAAAUUGUCUCGGCGUACUUCUGGCCACGUUGGAAAAUGACAGUAAUUUCCAAGUAUGCAAAGCUUCCGGGAAAAUUUUGAAGAUGCUUAAGCAAAUAUUCGUCGUUUACAAAAUAAGACCGUCCUGCAACACAAAAGAUGGUACUUUUCUCGUGGCUCCAGGCAGAAAUUUGAAUAGCGACAUUUUAUCACCUGAGAAAAAUCAGGAAAGAUUAUGUAUCCGAAACGAGACCGGAGAGAUUGACUAUCAGCUCGCGAUACCAGCAAAAAUUAUCGACUUCACAGCAGAUUCUGAUCACAUGAAUCGUCUGGGUUCACUUUACAAACGUAAUUCAUUUAUGAGCAUGAACGCACAGUCAUCGAAAAGUAAAAAGAUCGAGUACGUCUCCAACGUUGAUAGGAAUCAAUUCAUUCGUAUGGUUUUCAACUAUAACAUAGACGAUUACCUAGAAGAAAAGAAUCCAUGGUUGAAAACUCACACCAACUGUUUCAGAUCUAUUAUCAAUGAUAUUAUCGUUGCUCAUCAGAGGCAUAAGGUUAACCAUAUGGAGUAUUGUUAACAUAUCUGGUUAAAAAACAGAAAGAUCUACUUUGUCUCAUACGAAUGUCAUGAACCCAAUUAUUUAAUUUUUUAAAAUACAAUUUUUAUUCCUACUUGUAAAAACUAACAUGUGAAACAUACGUUUCGGGCCGAAAGAAAAUUA